Messenger RNA from Nanorana parkeri, 2520 nucleotides. It is a transcript of the gene PLOD2, whose product is annotated as procollagen-lysine,2-oxoglutarate 5-dioxygenase 2. The transcript is spliced from 20 exons. NCBI's taxonomy places the organism in Eukaryota, Metazoa, Chordata, Amphibia, Anura, Dicroglossidae. The coding region runs from base 47 to 2329 and encodes 760 amino acids. The record is from RefSeq and is a predicted model, not a curated record. Gene Ontology annotation, cellular component: endoplasmic reticulum. Gene Ontology annotation, biological process: peptidyl-lysine hydroxylation. Gene Ontology annotation, molecular function: procollagen-lysine 5-dioxygenase activity; L-ascorbic acid binding; iron ion binding.
UCAUUCACUCAGCUGCUGCUGCUACUCUCCGGGAGGAAAAAAAAAAAUGUCUUGGGGCUAUUCUCAGUUCCAAGUCUUCUUACUAUCCGUUUAUCUGAUUGUGUUAUCUCAGCUUAGCAGAGCCAGUGACACUGAAAGCCAGCAACCUCCAAUCCCAACAGACAAGCUGUUGGUUUUAACUGUUGCAACUCAAGAAACAGAUGGCUUCCUUCGAUUCAUGCAAUCUGCUAAGCACUUUAACUACAUUGUGAAGGCUCUAGGCACAGGACAAGAAUGGAAAGGAGGAGAUAUAUCAAAUUCAAUAGGAGGAGGUCAGAAAGUACGCCUGUUGAAGGAGGCAUUGGAAAGCUUAAAUGACCAGGAGGACCUUAUAGUCCUUUUCACAGACAGUUAUGACGUCAUCUUUUCUGGAGGCCCUGAAGAGUUACUUAAAAAGUUCCAUCAAACAAAGCACAAGGUUGUAUUUGCCGCAGAAGCAUUUGUCUGGCCUGACAAGAGAUUAGCUGACAAGUACCCCGUGGUGCGCAGUGGGAAACGAUUUCUUAACUCAGGAGGAUUUAUUGGAUAUGUACCCAGUGUAAAACAAAUUGUGCAACAAUGGACAUUGCAAGAUAAUGACGAUGAUCAGCUUUUCUACACCAAAAUUUACAUUGAUUCACUUCAACGGGAACGUAUAAACAUUACUUUGGAUCACAAAUCUCACAUUUUCCAAAAUCUAAAUGGAGCAAUUGACGAGGUUGCAAUUUACUUUGAUGGUGAAAAAGCUAGAGCAGAAAACACCCAGUAUGAGACUUUGCCAGUUGUAAUACAUGGAAACGGCCCUACCAAGGUUCAACUAAACUACUUUGGAAAUUAUGUUCCUGAUAUGUGGACACCUACAGAUGGAUGUCAAAAUUGUGAUUUAGAUGCCAUUGAUUUAUCAGCGAUUGAUGACUAUCCAGAUGUAACAGUUGGAGUCUUUAUUGAACAGCCAACUCCUUUCCUGCCAGAGUUCUUCAGCAGACUGUUGGCACUUGACUAUCCCAAAGAAAAGCUAUCGGUCUUUAUUCAUAACAGUGAGGUUCACCAUGAAAAACAUAUCCAGAAGUUUUGGGAAAAAGCCAAGGGGGUCAUUAAGACUCUCAAGGUGGUCGGACCUGAAGAAAAGAUCACGCAGGGAGAAGCAAGGAACAUGGGAAUGGACAUUUGCCGGCAGGAUGAGCAAUGUGACUACUACUUUAACAUUGAUGCUGAUGUAGUGGUGACAAACCCAAAGACUUUAAAAAUACUAAUUGAACAAAACAGAAAAAUCAUUGCACCUCUGGUGACCCGUCAUGGCAAACUCUGGUCAAACUACUGGGGUGCUUUAAGUCCUGAUGGAUUUUAUGCAAGAUCAGAAGAUUAUAUUGAUAUUGUUCAAGGCAAUAGAGUAGGUGUAUGGAACAUUCCAUAUUUAGCCAACAUCUACCUAAUCAAAGGACAAACCCUUAGGACUGAAUUAAAGGAAAUAAAUAAUUUUAUUCUGGACAGGCUGGACCAUGACAUGGCACUGUGCAGAAAUGCAAGGGAAAUGAGUUUACAAGUACAGAAAGACUCCCCAUCUGCAAGAACAUUCCAUAUGUUCAGACCCCCUAAGGGGGUUUUCAUGUACAUUACAAAUCGCCAUGAAUUUGGAAGACUUCUUUCAACAGCUAACUAUAAUAUUUCUCACUAUAACAACGACCUUUGGCAAAUAUUUGAAAAUCCUGUGGAUUGGAAGCUAAAAUAUAUAAAUGCCAAUUACUCCAAGAUCUUUACAGAAAGCAUUGUUGAACAGCCCUGUCCAGAUGUGUUUUGGUUUCCAGUAUUUUCUGAUCAGGCCUGUGAUGAGAUCGUUGAAGAGAUGGAACAUAAUGGACAAUGGUCUGGUUCAAAACAUACAGACAAACGAAUUACUGGAGGGUAUGAGAAUGUUCCAACAGACGAUAUUCACAUGUCUCAGAUUGGGAUGGAUAAUGAAUGGAUCCACUUUAUUAGAGAAUACAUUGCUCCAGUAACUCUCAAAGUGUUUGCUGGCUACUAUACCAAAGGCAGAUCUUUACUCAACUUUGUGGUAAAAUAUACUCCUGAUCGACAGUCUUACCUGAGACCUCAUCAUGAUGCUUCAACAUUUACCAUCAACAUAGCUCUCAACAAAAAGGAUACUGAUUUUCAGGGAGGUGGAUGCAGAUUUGCCAGGUAUAAUUGCUCAAUUGAUUCACCAAGAAAGGGGUGGAGCUUCAUGCACCCUGGGCGACUCACACACUUGCAUGAAGGACUUCCUGUGACGAAUGGGACAAGAUACAUUGCAGUUUCUUUUAUUGAUCCAUGAACUCUGGCAGACUCCUGAACCCAUCAGCAAACUAAUUUGGCUUUUUGUAUUUUUUUAUUUAUAGAGUUUUUGUUUAAAUUCAGAUAAGAGUAUUUACUACUGUUUUAAAAGAAUAUGGAACAAUAAUGGUACUUGGGGACCAGCAAAAUAUGCAUCCUGAAUAUCACAUUGGAUAAAUCCCCUUACUGCUC